ACACUUGUUGGACAUUGUAGAAAAAGCCAACUUUAAGCCCAGUAAAUAGACUUUCCCACCGGUUGAGCCAGCCAGGCAGGCACCGGGCACUCAUCAACACCAAAACCCCUUGCCCUCUGCCUCAAUACUUCGAUUUCAACAUUGGGAAUUUGUUCCAGGCAACAAGAUUUCUUUAUGAGAUUGGAUGUCUGAUAAUGAAACUUUGCAGAUGUCUCCUAAAUGUGAUAACAUUUCACAGAGUGGAUCUAAAGAAGCUGAGGAUUCAUGCCUUCCUUUACAAUAACUGGGUCUCAGCAGUCAUCUGUCAGUUUAAUGUUUGAAAGUCCUAUGCCGACUCUGGUUUACAGUAGGAGGAAGAAACGGCGUGGAAACAGCACCAGUGGCAGUGCUGUUGUUGCCAACUUUUGUGCACAGGAGCCUGUGAAUUCUAGAAGAAGCGGGGAUUGUCUUUAUGUUGUCAGUUCUGAUGCUCUUUCAGAGGCAAUUGUGGAGCAGAAGGGAAUUUCUCGAGAUGAACAUGAAGCCGCAACUGUUAGAGCUCCCAUGGAAACUCUUGAUUGCAGUGGAGGGCCUCACAUUUCAAAGUGUGAAUUUGUUGCUAAUGGAAGUUCUGGUGUGUAUGACCACAGUUCUGAUGAUGUACAUAAAACUGUUGUGCAGAAAGAACUAGAUGUUGACAGUAUAAAUGAUAGUUGCUCAUCAUCAAAGUCAAAUAUGGAGCUUGCCUUAGUUACUCUGAAAGAUGAGAUGGCUGAAAAUGGUGAGUGCUCCUCCUCUUGUGUGAUAGCUGCUGAUGUUGUGAGGGAAGAUCUAUCUGAAAAAGAUGUGUGCCAUCGUAUUAUUCAUAGCCAGGGGAAUGAUGAUGACACUGGGCCUUCAAGGAAUUGUAUCAACGAGGAAACUAGGACUACUGGUGGCGGUAGUAGUUGUUCUAGGUUGUGCAAAUCUUGUAGUCGUUCAGGAACUGUUCAAAAGAUGCUAAUAUGUGAUAGUUGUGAAGAAGCAUUCCACAUACGUUGCUGCACUCCCAGGAUAAAGAAACUACCGAUUGAUGACUGGUAUUGUUAUUCGUGUAUGAAAAAUAAGCGAAUAAUGCUCAAGGAGGCAACUGCAAGCAAGGCUUCAAGUAUCACUGGUGGAAUGGGUAGAUGCAGAGAUGUAUCACCUGAAGGGGAAUUCAGUCAAAUAGAAUUAACGUUGAGAGAUACUGAACCUUAUCGAACCCGCGUACGGAUUGGAAAAGGCUAUCAAGCAGAAGUUCCUGACUGGUCUGGUCCAAUUGAUAAUGAUGUUGAUACAAUUGGUGAACCACUAAAUUUGGAUCCUUCAGAAUAUACUGAUUUCCAUGAAAUGAAUUGCUACAAGUUAAAUAAAUUGAGCUUAAUAGGGAACUGGCUUCAAUGUAGAGGGUUGGUAGAAGGUGUGGGCAACAAUAAUGGAACCGUCUGUGGAAAAUGGCGCAGGGCUCCACUUUUUGAAGUCCAAACUGAUAGUUGGGAGUGCUUCUGCUCUUUCCAGUGGGAUCCAUUACAUGCUGAUUGUUCCGUACCUCAGGAGCUGGAAACAAAUGAGGUUUUGAAGCAACUCGAAUAUGUUAAGAUGUUAAGACCUCAACUAUUAGCUGAACGGCAAAAAUCAGAUCAGACCAACAAUCGCACUUCGCAAGACCUUAAAGAUACGAGAAAUAGACAGAGCUAGGCUGCACGCGGCAGUGGUAAUUUCCUGGAGUAUCUAUAUAGCUUGCCUUGAAAAGAUCUUGUAUAUCAGAAAUUCCUUACAAUUCCAAAGGUCUCGAUUUUGCAACUAGGUAUCUUCCAUACCGGUUACUUGCAUUCUAUUGUACUAUAUUGGAGAGAAAUCAUCUAGUAUGAAUGAGUAUUAUGCAUUGCUUU
Hibiscus syriacus is the source of this 1892-nucleotide messenger RNA. RefSeq lists its product as uncharacterized. Bases 265 to 1698 code for a protein of 477 amino acids. Lineage: Eukaryota; Viridiplantae; Streptophyta; Magnoliopsida; Malvales; Malvaceae. Gene Ontology annotation, biological process: chromatin remodeling. The record is from RefSeq and is a predicted model, not a curated record. The transcript is spliced from 8 exons. Gene Ontology annotation, molecular function: zinc ion binding.